AUGGGUGUUCAAGACGUCGUUGCUCGCUUUAAUAAACCAAAGUCAUCUACAACUACAGCUACUACUACUACAACUACUGUUAUACCAAAACAACAAAAAUCAAUAUUUUUGUCUUCUGAUAUUAAAGCAGCAACUCAUUUUCCUCCUUCACCUGAAUCAUCACCUAAAUCAACUAUGAGUAGAAGCAAUACUUUAUUACAAAAAUUUAAGCUUCCUUCAUCACAGGAGCCGUCAGCAGUAGAGGAUUCUAAUAAACUAUUAACACCUCCAGAAUCACCUAUACUUACAUUAAAACAAAAAAUAUCCAACUUUUCGAUGAAGCAAUUUGAUACAGCUGCAACUGAACUUGUCGAUCUUUUUCAAGAAUGGAUGAACCAACAUCAAGCUUCAGAAGAACGUAUUAAACAACUCGAAGCUCAAGUGGAAAAAUAUGCAUUAGAUGCUACUAAAGUCCGUGAUUAUGAAAUUCGAGUAGAGUAUCUAGUUCUUAAACUCGAGCAAGUCUCCGAGGAACGAGAUUAUUUUGAACGACAGUAUCAUGCUACAUUCGUGAAAAAUGGUCCUUUAUCACCUGCAUUCAGUCAUAAUGAAAAUAAAGUGACUGAUAUUCUAGAUAUAUAUGAAGAAAUUUCAGAUAUCGAGGAUGGUGAUGAUGAGCUACAGAUAUUUGACGAAGAUGAAUCUGCACCAAAUGACCAACAAAGAAUAGAGCGAGAACGAGGAAUCCAGACUGCUCUUAUGAAAUAUAUUACAGACCUGGAAAAACAAAAAUUAGAGACAAAGAAACUCCAGGAGGUCAUUCAGAAACAAGAUGAAUUGAUCUCAAAAAUGGAAUUCAAAAAUAUAUCAGAUAAUGAAGAAAUGUUACUUAUAAAGGAACAAGUAGAGAUACAACGUAUAGAAUUAGAAAAUAAACGGGAGUUGUUGAGUCAACUAUUAUAUGAAAGAGAGGAUUUGUUAAAGAAAUUAAACAGGAGAAGCUCAUACACACCAUUAAGAAAAUCAUCCAUGGAACAUAUGUUUAAUAGAAUAAAUAGUCAGAGAAUUAGUAACAAUGGUAGUAGCAUAACAGGAAGGCCUACUUCUUAUUCUUCAAUAUCAUCUGGUAAAGGCUCACCGCCUUUAACAGCUCCACCUAAACAACCUUUACCUCCAUUACCAACUACUAUUAUGUCUUAA
This is a messenger RNA of Cokeromyces recurvatus, 1179 nucleotides long. RefSeq lists its product as uncharacterized. The transcript has 2 exons. NCBI's taxonomy places the organism in Eukaryota, Fungi, Mucoromycota, Mucoromycetes, Mucorales, Mucoraceae. Bases 1 to 1179 code for a protein of 392 amino acids. The record is from RefSeq and is a predicted model, not a curated record.